Molecule: messenger RNA, 2555 nt
Organism: Nannospalax galili (Upper Galilee mountains blind mole rat)
Lineage: Eukaryota; Metazoa; Chordata; Mammalia; Rodentia; Spalacidae
Gene: Bag3
Product: BCL2 associated athanogene 3
Exons: 4
Coding region: 300-2018 (572 amino acids)
Biological process (GO): muscle cell cellular homeostasis; protein stabilization; negative regulation of striated muscle cell apoptotic process
Cellular component (GO): cytoplasm; membrane; cytosol
Molecular function (GO): adenyl-nucleotide exchange factor activity; protein-folding chaperone binding
Source: RefSeq, a predicted model, not a curated record
GAUGACUCAGGGCGGAGCUCCGCAUCCAACCCCAGGCGGCCGCCAAGUUCUCUGGAUGGGACCAGAAGUUUCUAGCCGGCCAGUUGCUGCCUUCCCUUUAUCUCCUCCUUCCCCUUUGGCAGCAGGGAGGCUAUUUCCAGACACUUCCAGCCCUCUCCGGCCACGUCACCCCCUCCUUUAAUUCAUAAAGGUGCCCAGCGCCGGCUUCCAGGACACGUCGGCGGCCGCAGGGCUCUAGGACAGCGGCCCGCACUCGGCGACCCCGCGCCCCCGCCGCUCCGGGCGGACCCCGACCCAGCAUGAGCGCCGCCACCCACUCGCCCGUGGUGCAGAUGGCGACCGGCAACAGCGCGGGCGACCGCGACCCGCUGCCCCCGGGCUGGGAGAUCAAGAUCGACCCACAGACCGGCUGGCCCUUCUUCGUGGACCACAACAGCCGCACCACGACGUGGAACGACCCGCGCGUGUCCCUCGAGGGCCCCAAGGAAACUCCAUCCUCUGCCAACGGCCCUUCCCGGGAAGGUUCCAGGCUGUUGCCCGCUAGGGAAGGCCAUCCUGUAUACCCUCAGCUCCGACCAGGCUACAUUCCCAUUCCUGUCCUCCAUGAAGGCUCUGAGAACCGACAACAGCCUUUCCAUGCCUAUGCCCAGCCUGGGCCACAGCGAUUCCGAACUGAGGCAGCAGCAGCUGCUCCUCAGAGGUCCCAGUCACCUUUGCGUGGUGGCAUGGCAGAAGCCACCCAGCCAGAUAAACAAUGUGGACAGGUGCCCGCAGCUGCAGCAGCUCAGCCUCCAGCUGCCCAUGGUCCUGAGCGGUCUCAGUCUCCAGCUGCCUCUGACUGCUCAUCCUCGUCCUCCUCAGCCAGCCUGCCCUCCUCUAGCAGGAGCAGUCUGGGCAGUCACCAGCUCCCCAGGGGCUACAUACCCAUCCCGGUGAUACAUGAACAGAACAUCACCCGGCCAGCAGCCCAGCCCUCCUUCCACCAAGCCCAGAAGACCCACUACCCAGCUCAGCAGGGUGAAUACCAGACCCACCAGCCUGUGUACCACAAGGUCCAGGGGGAUGACUGGGAACCCCGGCCUCUGCGGGCAGCAUCCCCGUUCAGGUCACAGGCCCGGGGUGCAUCCAGCCGGGAAGGUUCUCCAGCCAGAAGCAGCACGCCAGUUCACUCCCCAUCGCCUAUCCGUGUGCACACCGUGGUCGACAGGCCUCAGCAACCCAUGACCCACCGGGAGCCUCCACCAGUUGCCCAACCUGAAAACAAAGUAGAGAGCAAGCCAGGCCCAUCUGGACCAGAUCUCCCUCCUGGACACAUCCCUAUUCAAGUGAUCUGCAAGGAGGCAGAUUCUAAGCCUGUUUCCCAGAAGCCGCCCCCUCCUGAGAAGGUGGAGGUAAAGGUAUCCUCUGCCCCGAUUCCUUGUCCUUCUCCAAGCCCUGCCCCUUCUGCUGUCCCCUCUUCUCCCAAGAAUGUGGCUGUGGAGGAGGAGGCGGCCCCCAGUCCUGCUCCUGCAGAAGCUGCACCCAGAUCAGAAGCUGAGGCUCCGCCCAAACAUCCAGGCGUGCUGAAAGUGGAGGCCAUUCUAGAAAAGGUGCAGGGGCUAGAGCAGGCAGUAGACAACUUUGAAGGCAAGAAGACUGACAAAAAGUACCUGAUGAUCGAAGAGUAUUUGACCAAAGAGCUGCUGGCCCUGGAUUCCGUGGACCCCGAAGGCCGGGCUGACGUCCGUCAGGCCAGGAGAGACGGUGUCAGGAAGGUUCAGACCAUCUUGGAAAAACUAGAGCAGAAAGCCAUUGAUGUCCCAGGUCAAGUCCAGGUCUAUGAACUCCAGCCCAGCAACCUGGAGAGCGAUCAGCCGCUGCAGGAAAUCAUAGGGAUGAGUGCCCCAGCGGCCGACAAGGGUAAGCAGAACCCUGGAAACGAAGAUCAGCAAACUGAAAGCCAGCAGCCAGAAGCCAAAGCAGCCGCGGCUCCAAGUCCCAGCAGCGCGGCAGACUCAACUGGCAACCCGGCACUGUAGUCUCCCCUGAGUAGAAAUCAGCCUGGGAACUGAUGGUGUGCUGUAGGGACUUCUAAGUUGCAUGCACUGCAGGGACUUGCAGUCGGUUGGUUUUUAUUUCGCAUAGACUCUUGGUACGCAGUAACUUGGGGUGGAGGUCAAACACUAAUAAAAGGGCUGAAAGAAAAAUGAUGCUUUUCUUCUAUAGUCUGUAAAAAUAAGGAAGUUGCUUGUUUUCAGAAGCUUAACCCUGUUGCUUGUUUGGGAGCCCUGUCUGUGCAUGGGCUACAUGUGUUAGCCACAGUUGUGAGCUGUCUUCCUGUAGCUCUGAACUGAAGGAGUUCUGAGAGGGGGAUAGUCAAUUUCCCAUCACGUAAAUAUGAAAUCUGUUUUUGAGAAAUGUUGCCAUUUUAAUAGGAUGAUUUUCAGCUCAUCAUUCAAAUAUCUAACUUUAGCUAGAAUGAGAUGUGUAAGGAGCCAUAGGAUUAUCUAUGUGUUGAAUGGCUUUAAUGUUACAUUUGGGGGAAGAAAAAGAAAAUAAAGCAAUUAUAUAACUCA